Conger conger (European conger) is the source of this 2225-nucleotide messenger RNA. RefSeq names its product leucine rich repeat containing 73 (gene lrrc73). Gene Ontology annotation, molecular function: protein binding. The record is from RefSeq and is a predicted model, not a curated record. The coding region runs from base 981 to 1904 and encodes 307 amino acids. The transcript has 6 exons. NCBI's taxonomy places the organism in Eukaryota, Metazoa, Chordata, Actinopteri, Anguilliformes, Congridae.
UGCUCGCAAUAUUUCUAGCUAGUGGCUAUGCAACGGUGACAGUUCACAGGGAAUUGGUCCGUCGCGCCUCUAACGAGCAAAAUCGUGAAUUAGCCAAGACAAUAUCUACGCGCAACGAUGACGAAUUCAUGGCAGAAAAAGACGGGGAUUUAUUUCGUCAAAUUCUUUGCCAGUUAAUGCAAUUUUAAAGGCAGGGUGACAUUGAGAGUAGUGUGUCCAUAGUAACCGACACCUGCAGCGGAUGCAAACAAACCACGGUCGCAUUUGCCUCAGUGCUGCAAAGCUGGAGCGCAGAAAAUCCAAACAUGACAAGAAUGCUAAAUAUUUGUCUUUAGUGGCGUUGGAUAUUGUCAAUAUCAGCGGAAUCGAGUGGAGCACUGGCAAUAUACGCUAUUUUUUAGGAUAACAGAAUCGCGUGGUAAUUAAUAAUUCAGCACAGAAUAAAUGAAUGCGUAGGCUAACUGUUUUGCUUCAUAGCUGAACUGCAGAGUUGACUGAGGAAUUGUACCGGAGCUAGACACUGUCCUAUGAUGUCAGCGCUUGGAGAAACCUACCAGUGGGUUGUAGCGUUGCGAUUUGAUACAAUGUAUAUAAGGAGCUAGCUGAAAUGGGUAAACGUUUUAAAAUUUGAAUGUACAGUUGUAUCCAUAGCCUACUGGGUAACAUUAAUUUCAAACGAGUAAUCGAAAAAGAUAGGCACCAGUCGCCUGGACAUUACAGGAUUAUAGCAAGACGAGGCUAGCCACCACUCGCAAGCAUGAUUGAUUGUGGACGUAUUGCGAAGUCACUGUAAAGAAUCAAUAACUCCGCAUUAUACCAAAGGAAAAACUAUAUAUAGGCAUCAUUAAAGCACUUUGAUCCAAAAGUAGAAGACUGAAUUCUUCAGCCACACGAGUUCAUACAUGCUCGGUUACAUACUUUAGUCUUCUUGAAUGUAAGGACAGUAGUUAGCUACUGUAGCUACUAGACAACUACGCGAAAUGCUACCAGGUUCUAUCCAGAUAACGGGAGAGACACUCUCGGGGGCUGAAAUAAAAGACAUUUGCGACAGCCUCAAAGAGAACAGCGUGAGAUUGCUGUCGGUGCGGGGUUGCCAGCUUUCAGAUCGUGACUUCGGACGGGUGUGUCGCGGCGUCGCGGAGUCCCACUCUCUGGCACAACUCAACCUCAACCUCGGCGUCGUUUUGAGCAUCAGCCGGGUGAAGCAACUUGCCGAUGCACUCAAGACCAACAGAUCGAUUCAGACGUUGUUCCUUCACGGUAGUCCCCUGUUGGACGCAGGACUGGUGGCACUGAACACCGCGCUGUCCACACAUCCGUCGCUGGUGUCGCUUGACCUGGGAGACUGCAUGCUCGGCGAUGAGGCAAUACAGCUCAUCAGUGGCAUGCUGCCCCCGGACGGGGCCAAGUCAGGUCUGAGAGAGCUGACCCUGAGCGCUAACCCGGCCAUCACCACCAAAGGCUGGGCCCGACUGGCCAUCGCCGUGGCCCACAGCUCCCAGCUACGCGUCCUGAACCUGGACUAUAAUCCCCUGGGAGACCACAUCGCCGGGAUGCUGGCGGUCGCCGUGGCGUCCAGCCGGUCGCUGGAGGUGCUGGAUCUGGAGGGGACCGGCCUCACAAACCAGUCCGCGCAGAUCUUCCUGGACAUGGUGGAGAACUACCCCACGUGUCUGCGCGUGCUGGUGCUGGCGGAGAACGCCAUCAGCCCCGAGCUCCAGCAGCAGAUCUCCGACCUGCUGUCCGAGGGCGAGGAGGACGAGGACAAGCAGGCCGGGGCGCGGGGCAGCGGCGGCGUGGCCAGGGAGAAGACCACCUGGCUCCCCAACAGCAACUCCAGCUCCCAGAUGGUCUUGGUGACAUCGGGUCUGGGGGACAGCCUAUUGGCUGAGACUGAGAUGUGAACCAGGAAGCCACCUUGCUUUUUGCACUGCGCACGAGACCGUGAUCCACAUCACAUGGUAGCGAGCAACCAAUCACUUUGCAUGACCUGUAGCACUUGUAUAUAGUGAAAGAAAGUUUUCAGCAGGCUUCAAAACCUUGAACACCAAGUGACUUAAUAUACUCAAUAGUUAAAUAUUUAUUUUCAAGAUGUACAGUCUAUUUAUAAUUAAAUAUUUAAGGGUAAUGUAACCAUUGAAAGCAUACUCUGAUAGAUCAGCGAAAUGCGAGUUGUGUUUGUUAUAGUCUGAUGUCAGAAUAAAACAGUUUACAUCUUCUUAAAA